Fulmarus glacialis (Northern fulmar) is the source of this 883-nucleotide messenger RNA. Its product is annotated as transcription factor HES-5-like. Gene Ontology annotation, biological process: regulation of transcription by RNA polymerase II; regulation of neurogenesis; anterior/posterior pattern specification. The transcript is spliced from 3 exons. Gene Ontology annotation, molecular function: DNA-binding transcription factor activity, RNA polymerase II-specific; protein dimerization activity; RNA polymerase II cis-regulatory region sequence-specific DNA binding. Bases 4 to 495 code for a protein of 163 amino acids. Gene Ontology annotation, cellular component: nucleus. The record is from RefSeq and is a predicted model, not a curated record. Lineage: Eukaryota; Metazoa; Chordata; Aves; Procellariiformes; Procellariidae.
GAGAUGAAACCAGCACUUGGGAUAAUGGCACCCAGUGCUCUCUCCCUGGAAAUCCUAACACCCAAAGAGAAGAACAGACUCAGGAAACCCAUUGUAGAGAAACUGCGCCGUGAUCGGAUUAACAGCAGCAUCGAGCAGCUGAAACUGCUCCUGGAGAAGGAGUUUCAGAGACACCAGCCCAACUCCAAGCUGGAGAAAGCCGACAUCCUGGAGAUGACUGUCAGCUACCUGAAAUACAGCCGAGCUUUUGCAGCAUCUGCCAAAAGCCUACAGCAGGAUUAUUGUGAAGGGUAUGCCUGGUGCCUCAAAGAAGCUCUGCAAUUCCUGUCUCUCCACUCAGCAAACACAGAAACCCGGAUGAAGCUGAUCUGCCAUUUCCAGAGGUCACACGCAGUGCCUAAGGACUCUGGUUCUUCUGCACCCACUUCCACCCACCAGCCCCCUGCAAAACAAGCAGCACUGAAACCCUCCUGCAGCCUCUGGAGGCCUUGGUAGGCCAAGCACACGCUUAUGUGUUUCCCGGACAUUUGCUCGUAUUCCAGAGGAGAUCGUGACUUGCUAUACAAGUCCCCCCACUCCUCUCAUGAGUAGGGAAGAAUGUUUUCCUUUUGCAGAGCAUUACUGUGCUUGGAUGUCUGCUUCCCUUCUUCCAGAAGGACUGAAACGAUCCCACCACGUGGAGAGAAAGUUAUUCUAAAAGAAUGCGAGAUGUAAUCCUCCUGCUAGGAUGACUGAGAGGAGUUGUUCAGGGAGGAACACCGACUGUUCUUAACCUUAGUGAGGUUGUAUGCGUACGUCUGUUGAGAAAGCUGUAACUUCUAAGAUGUUAAGGCUAGCAUUUUCAAAAGUGUCCGAUCAGGAGGAGCCCUUUCCUCUGACCUGC